Entrophospora candida is the source of this 392-nucleotide messenger RNA. The record is from the annotation of a GenBank genome assembly. Lineage: Eukaryota; Fungi; Glomeromycota; Glomeromycetes; Entrophosporales; Entrophosporaceae.
CAUGGAGGAGACAAAAAAGUGACGCAAAGGCAUUAAUUGCUUAUCUUCCUAAAGUAACAGCCAUCAUAAGUUCACAAAAUACAGCAGCCUUUCAACUUCAAAAAUUACAAAUAUUUCAUAAAUGUUUGCAUCAGAUUUUAGAACUGAUAGUCGCUCUCGAAAAGUCAAAAAAAGGAAUUGAGGUUUUAGUUGGUCAAAAGAUUUAUUGGUUUAUUCCAUAUAUAGCAUUCUGUGUACUUGAUUGGCCUGAGUCUUGUAUGUAUUGUAUGACAUAUAAUAGCUAUUGUACUAAAUAUCCAUGUCAUACAUGUAUAACAAAACAAGCAGAUUUUAAUAAUAUGCAAUUAACUUCAGAUCUUAUUGUAUUACGUACACCACAAAAUAUGAUGUGA